CAAUAACACGUCACGUGACAGCAUGAAGCUCUUAAAAGUGGCGGAUCGGCACAUUUGGACGGAAUCACCGAAGAGUUAAUCCAAGAUGUAUUUCGUCCUUCUUUUCGGGUUGCUGGGGUUGGCCUCAACUUCUCCUUGUGAUACAUCUGGAUCCAACCAGGAGCUGGUGCUUUCACUCAAUAAAGAUCUUCUGCGCUCUCUGGAGGAACCGGGAAGACUUCCUAAUCCCAGUGUCCACCUGGCGUUACGGCUGUCGAAAGUCCACAACCUUUUAAAAGAGGGGGAACACUUAAAUAGGCUGACAGUUCAUGUACACAAUAACAUUCAAAGCUCCCUGUCCGGCAACCAGCCUGUGACUGGCCUCUUGGCCUUAUACGCGCUGGCCUUGAAGUCUUCUUGCUAUGACCUCAACACGCUCACUUUCACGGUCGGUGACAAGAGCGAGACGCUGCUGAUGCACCUCAAGAAGCAAAUGGAGCAAGAGAAAGAAUACAUUACCUUCAAUCAACGCCCUUUGACCAACUAUUACCAGUACUCGCUGGGUGUGCUCGCGCUGUGCGUGAACGGCAUCAGGGUCAACAACCAUGUCGUCAACAAGCUCAUCAAGGCCGUCGAAAAUGAACACUUCAAGCAUGGGGACGUUGAGAGCAUUGAUACUUACGCCGUGGCCGCAAUGGCCCUCCAGUGUGUGAAGAAUGCCGGUUGCGGUGCGAAGAAAACCGCUUGCAAUAUUCACAACGGUGCCGAGCUUGAAACGGCCCUGAGCAAGAUCAAGCAGAAGUUCUUGGCGUCGCAACGGCCCGACGGACAUAUUGGCAACGAGUUCAGCACCGGCCUCGCCGUACAAGCUUUACUGGCAAUGGGCACCCCGGUGUGGGAGUGUGCCCCUUCAAUGGAGGCCAUGAGGAGGGAUGCCAGAGGCAACAGAUACCACAACCCCAUGGCCAUAUCCCAGGUCCUGCCGGCUCUGCAGCAGAAAUCCUACUUGGCAGUCCAAAGCAAGGAUUGCCACAAUGAAGAUGACACGCUGGUUCUCGAGCCCACUGACCCGGUGGCUGUUUUGCCCAGCAAGACCAAAGUGGCAGUGACUGUGGAGGUGGUGACAUCCGGUGGGACGGGCACCGUGUACUCGCUGGAUGUGCCCAAGGGAAGCUCUCUGCUGGAGGCACUCAACCUCCUCCAGGAAAAAAAUGUUGGCUUCACGUUUGAGAUGGAGUCGAGCCUGUGGGGGCCGUUCUUAAGUGCGGUGAAUGGAGAGCGGGCCAGACAAAGCGACCGCAGAUAUUGGCACCUUUCCUCUGAUGGCACUAGUCUCACUGAAGGUAUCAGUGAUUUCAAACUGAAAGUGGCUCAAAAGAUUACACUCAAAAACAUAAGCUACUAAUGGUGCCAGUGGUUUUCAACUGAUCAGUUUGGAACAAAACCCCCAGUUCAAUUAUGUAAAUUGUAUAGAUGAAUAAAUAUUUGAAUGGUUA
Syngnathoides biaculeatus (alligator pipefish) is the source of this 1475-nucleotide messenger RNA. RefSeq names its product transcobalamin II (gene tcn2). Bases 86 to 1384 code for a protein of 432 amino acids. The transcript is spliced from 10 exons. The record is from RefSeq and is a predicted model, not a curated record. Gene Ontology annotation, biological process: cobalamin transport. Gene Ontology annotation, molecular function: cobalamin binding. NCBI's taxonomy places the organism in Eukaryota, Metazoa, Chordata, Actinopteri, Syngnathiformes, Syngnathidae.